UCGUUGUUGGUGCAGUGGGUGCUCCUCAAGUGUUUUCUGUACUUAAUCAUGUGUGACGACGAAGUGACCGCUCUUGUUGUCGACAAUGGCUCCGGCAUGUGCAAGGCCGGUUUCGCCGGUGAUGACGCUCCCCGAGCCGUCUUUCCCUCCAUUGUCGGCCGACCCCGUCACCAGGGUGUCAUGGUGGGCAUGGGCAACAAGGACUCGUACGUCGGAGAUGAGGCCCAGUCAAAGCGAGGUAUCCUCACGCUGAAGUACCCCAUUGAGCACGGCAUCGUCACUAACUGGGACGACAUGGAGAAGAUCUGGCACCACACCUUCUACAAUGAGCUGCGAAUUGCUCCCGAGGAGUCGCCCGUCCUGCUCACCGAGGCUCCCCUCAACCCAAAGGCCAACCGAGAGAAGAUGACUCAGAUCAUGUUCGAGACCUUCAACACCCCCGCCGUGUACGUGGCCAUCCAGGCCGUGCUCUCGCUGUACGCCUCAGGUCGUACCACCGGUAUUGUCCUCGACUCCGGAGAUGGUGUCACCCACACUGUGCCCAUCUACGAGGGCUACGCUCUGCCGCACGCCAUCCUCCGUCUGGACAUGGCUGGCCGAGAUUUGACUGACUACCUGAUGAAAAUCCUCACUGAGCGCGGUUACUCCUUCGUCACCACCGCUGAGCGAGAAAUUGUCCGCGACAUCAAGGAGAAGCUGUGCUACGUCGCCCUCGACUUUGACAAUGAGAUGGCCACCGCCGCCACCUCCAGCUCGCUGGAGAAGAGCUACGAGCUGCCCGACGGUCAGGUCAUUGCCAUCGGCGGUGAGCGGUUCCGCGCCCCUGAGGCCCUCUUCCAGCCUUCCUUCAUUGGUAUGGAGGCGGUGGGCAUCCACGAGACGGCCUACAACUCUAUCAUGAAGUGCGACAUUGACAUCCGAAAAGAUCUUUUUGCCAACACGGUCAUGUCCGGCGGCACGACCAUGUACCCCGGUAUUGCCGACCGAAUGCAGAAGGAGAUCACCGCCCUCGCCCCUGCCACCAUCAAGAUCAAGAUCAUCGCCCCGCCGGAGCGCAAGUACUCCGUCUGGAUCGGCGGCUCCAUCCUCGCCUCCCUUUCCACCUUCCAGCAGAUGUGGAUCAGCAAGCAGGAGUACGACGAGGCCGGCCCAGCCAUCGUCCACCGAAAGUGCUUCUAA
Molecule: messenger RNA, 1179 nt
Organism: Rhagoletis zephyria (snowberry fruit fly)
Lineage: Eukaryota; Metazoa; Arthropoda; Insecta; Diptera; Tephritidae
Source: RefSeq, a predicted model, not a curated record